AUGACACCCAUUCGCAUUCUUCUCUCCAUCUUCCUGUACGCGCUCUGCUGUAGCGCCCGUGCCCUCGGCCAUGAAAAGCUCAAGCCGCGCGCAGGCUCUCUCGAGCAAGUCACCGACUUCGGGGACAAUCCCACAAACGUGGGCAUGUACAUCUACGUGCCGAACAACCUGGCCUCGAACCCGGCAAUCAUCGUGGCUAUCCAUUACUGCACCGGCACCGCGCAGGCUUACUACACCGGCUCUCCCUACGCCACCUAUGCCGAGCAGCACGGCUUCAUUGUGAUCUACCCCGAGAGUCCCUACGAGGGGAAAUGCUGGGACGUCAGCUCGCAGUCGACGCUGACGCGCGACGGCGGCGGCAACAGCAACUCGAUCGCGAACAUGGUCACCUGGACGAUCGACAAGUACGGGGCCGACAAGAGCAAGGUCUUCGUGACAGGGCUGAGCUCGGGGGCCAUGAUGACGAACGUAAUGGCAGCAACCUAUCCCGACCUCUUCUCCGCCGGAAUCGUCUACGCUGGCGUCCCAGCCGGCUGCUUCCUCAGCACGGCGGACGAGAAAAACGCCUGGAACAGCACCUGCUCGCAGGGCGAGUCGAUCACCACGCCGGCGCACUGGGCCGCCAUCGCCGAGGCCAUGUACCCCGGGUACGACGGCGCGCGGCCCAAGAUGCAGAUCUACCACGGCAGCGAGGACGCCACGCUGUACCCGCAGAACUACUACGAGACGUGCAAGCAGUGGGCGGGCGUGUUCGGGUACGACUACGACAGUCCGCAGGAGACGAAGCCGGAUACGCCGGUGGCAAACUACGAGACGACGGUCUGGGGGGAGAAGGUGCACGGUGUGUUGGCGGGGGGUGUGGACCAUGGGAUUCAGAUCCAGGGCGAGGAGGAUUUGAAGUGGUUUGGGUUUGCAUAG
Molecule: messenger RNA, 918 nt
Organism: Aspergillus steynii IBT 23096
Lineage: Eukaryota; Fungi; Ascomycota; Eurotiomycetes; Eurotiales; Aspergillaceae
Product: acetyl xylan esterase
Exons: 3
Coding region: 1-918 (305 amino acids)
Cellular component (GO): extracellular region
Molecular function (GO): hydrolase activity
Source: RefSeq, a predicted model, not a curated record